AUGGACAAAACCACAGCGUAUCCAAAUUCCCUGCCCAUUUCCACACAGUACACUGGUAGUGUAAAGGAUGACUUGGGGUUGCGGGGCAUGCUUGCUGCUGAUUGCAUUUUCAGUUGGAUCGUGUACUUCGUGGAAGCUGGUGAAUUUUCAGCAAUGUCUGCCAAGUACAUCAUCACCGGUCUAGCUGCUUCCUUCGCGAUCGCAUAUGCUUCCGAUGUCCUAGUGGCACAAAAGAAGAUUUUUGGAGGUACGACGCCAAGGACGGUGGCGGACAAGGAGUGGUGGCAGGCGACGGACAAGAAGUUCCAGGCGUGGCCUCGCACCGUGGGCCCACCAGUGGUCAUGAACCCCAUCAGCCGCCAGAACUUCAUCGUCAAGGAUCUCAAGCCCUGA
Messenger RNA from Miscanthus lutarioriparius, 393 nucleotides. The record is from the annotation of a GenBank genome assembly. Lineage: Eukaryota; Viridiplantae; Streptophyta; Magnoliopsida; Poales; Poaceae.